AUGCUCAUCUCCAAACUCAGUGCUGCGGCACUUCUCCUUUCCCCGGUCGCCCUCGCUGCCCCAACAGCAGAGGUCUCAUGUGCACGCUGCGACGAAGUAGCCCACGGUUUUGCCUCUCUCAAUGGCGGCACCACGGGAGGCAAAGGCGGCCGCAUCGUCACGGUCACUACUCAUGCCGAUCUGGUGAAGUAUGCGGCCAUGGAGGAGCCGUUGAUUAUUCGCGUCGACGGUGUGUUGACUUCCGAACCCAAGGGUUUUGAAGUCCCGAUUAAGAGCCACAAGACUAUUAUUGGCGUGGGUAAGACUGGGGCUGUUGUGGGCGGUGGGUUUGGGAUUAAUAACCAGAAGAAUAUCAUUUUGAGGAAUUUGGAGAUUAGAGAUACUUAUAUCCCCGAGGAUUAUAAUGGGAAGUCGAAGGAUUGGGAUGGGAUCCAGGUUGAUACUGGUGUGAAUAUUUGGAUUGAUCACUGCAAGUUUGCAAGAAUGGCAGACGGAUUAAUCGACUUGCGAAAGGAUACAGACUACGUCACAGUAUCAAAUAACCUCCUUUCCGAGCACAACAAGGCGUUUGGAAUUGGCUGGACCGAGAAUGUGAUCUCCAAAAUGACUAUCAACGACAACUUCUUCAACUCAACCAACCAACGCGGCCCCAGCGCCGACAACCUCAAGUACUGCCACAUGUUCAACAACUACCACCUGAACAUCACCUCCUACGGCAACUACGCCCGCGGCCACACCCAACUCCUCGUCGAGAACUCGUACUACGAGAACGUCAACGACCCCGUUGUCGCUGGCCCAAAUGCCUCGAUCAAGAGCAACUGGCUCAAGUUCAAGGAUUGCACUGGAGAGAAACAUUUGGAUGUCAACAGCAAGAAGGUGUUUGAUGCGAGGAAGUUCUACGAAUACGCAUUGAAGGAUCCUUAUGAUCUCCCAACUACGAUUCCUCCAUUCGUUGGCCCGGCCCCGGAUAUUGGCAUUUAG
This is a messenger RNA of Pseudogymnoascus verrucosus, 981 nucleotides long. RefSeq lists its product as uncharacterized. NCBI's taxonomy places the organism in Eukaryota, Fungi, Ascomycota, Leotiomycetes, Thelebolales, Thelebolaceae. Bases 1 to 981 code for a protein of 326 amino acids. The record is from RefSeq and is a predicted model, not a curated record. The transcript is spliced from 3 exons. Gene Ontology annotation, molecular function: pectate lyase activity.